Molecule: messenger RNA, 3426 nt
Organism: Leptosia nina
Lineage: Eukaryota; Metazoa; Arthropoda; Insecta; Lepidoptera; Pieridae
Source: the annotation of a GenBank genome assembly
AUGCUAGAUAACAAAGGCAUAUUCAAUGAGAUGGUCAAAGUUAUGCUUAGAGUCGGUGCAACUGGCGAGGGUCCAUUCACCAGCGGUACUCAAACAUUUUCCCUCGACAAACGCAAGAAACAAGUGACCCUCUGCGAGACAACACCGGCUACCAGUGCCCCGGAAGACCGAAAAGUGGGCGUGGCUGCGCCGAAAAUGUUCGCAUUCGAUGCGAUUUUCUCCCAGGAUGACUCGCAGAUUGAAAUAAGUUCCAGUGCACUUACAGAUGUUAUUCACGCAGUAGUUAACGGGACAGACGGUUGCCUUUUCUGCUUCGGACAUGCAGGACUCGGCAAAUCAUACACAAUGUUGGGGCGACCCGAUGCUGGUACAUCCCUCGGCGUGAUUCCUUGCGCCAUCUCGUGGCUGUUCAGGGGAAUAGCGGAACAGCGCCAUAAAUGUGGAACGAGGUUUUCAGUGCGCGUGUCUGCUGUUGAGUUAUGCACGAAUACUAAUCAGAUUCGGGAUUUAUUAGCACCUUAUCAUAAUGAUACUGAGCAAUCGCCAGGCGUAUAUCUUCGGGACGACCCGCUCUUUGGGACACAUCUCCAAAACCAGUCAGAGUUGAGAGUUCACAGCGCAGAAAAAGCAGCCUUCUACCUCGACGCGGCGUUACAAACGCGGGGUGUCAGAGAAGAAGGAAAAGACAGCCAUUUAUUAUACACCCUUCAUGUUUACCAAUACAGCGUCGGCGGCAAAGGAGCAGUUGCCGGAGGUCGAAGCCGAUUACAUCUAAUCGACUUAGGGAACUCAGAACGCGGAAAAACUAACGGAGGGAUACCAUUAUCCGGCUUAGGAAAUAUACUACUUGCGAUUUUCAACGGACAACGACAUUUACCGUAUCGAGAUCACAAUCUCACGCACGUUUUGAAAGAAUGCCUCGGGUCUCUCACCUGUCACACUGCAAUGAUAGUUCAUGUGUCUCCAAAUGUUCAAAAUUACACGGACACGCUAACUACACUACAGUUGGCAUCCCGAAUACAUCGAUUGAGACGUAGGAAAAUUAAAUACCCUGCAAAUAACAACGCCGGGUCGGGAGGUAGUUCUGGGGAAGAUGCUUCAAAACCAAGCAGCAGUGAACCCGAUCCGUCUAGUAGUGACCUAUCGGCUGAUACUGUUAUUUAUGUAGGCCCCUUAGACGAUGCUACCGAUGGUGAACAUCCACCGGUCUACAUACCACAUAUAAGUUCAGGUGAUAUUAGAUCAUCUCUAAGCAAAACAUUUAGGGCAUCAACACAAGACCAAAAACAUAAAUCUUCUCUAUCGAAAGUAGUCGAAGAAAAGAGUCCUAUUCACAAAGUAUAUGGAACACCGAAAGCGUCACCUCUAAAAACUGCAUUGCCAGUAGGUUAUGCAGCAAAGUCAUCACCCGUACACAUAGCUUCAACCAAAGCUACGCCAAUUAAGAAAACGGUUCCUAAACAUCCAGAAGAAAAAAAUACAAGUGAUGAACAAUGGAUCGAUGGACCUAGAAUAUCAAAAUCUAAAUUGGUGGAAGCUAGACACAACAUUAUAAAAGAAACUCAAGGGAAGAAAAGAGAGACCUGGAUUGAUGGACCCAUGCAAGAAUCAAAACUGCCCUUACAAUUUGAAUCCGUACCAAUACAGUCAAACGCUAAUCAAGUACCUCUUCAAGUAGGGGUACUAAGUUCUUAUACUAAUGAAAGUCUUGGCUAUGGGUACAUGGACAAUCAUAAGAAAAAUAUGAUAAGGAAGUGGGUAGAAAAUCAAACUUGUCAAAUACAAAAAUCUAGACAUAAUUCACCAAGUCAUAAACCACAACAACAAUCUAAUAUCAAAGAUGCAAAUUCCAAGUUGAAUGAAGAUAGUGACGCAACUCAUAAAAUGGAAGUUACAAAAGACUCAAGACGCGUACAUGUCGAAGAAUCAACAAUAAGAACUGGUUUGAAAUCGGGUUCUAAAGCCAUAGCAAUAGAAGAAGAAAACUUUGGUCCACCAGAUUCUAUAUCAGCUAAAAAGUCAUCUUUACCAAAGUCUGCUACUAAAAAUGAGGUAGAUGAAGAUGAUGAUAGUGAAGAAUUGGCAGAAAUACCUCCUGCUCUACCCUUAAUUCAACCAAGUAGUCUAAGUAGCAGGGAAGUUUCAAUGGAAAGUUUAGAUAGCAAAUAUAAAGAACGAAUGCGAAUGGGUGACGAUAUAGUAUCUAAUCAUAGUAGAGACAUUGAUCCCCAUGGAAUGAGUAAAGGGCCGGCUGAUGACGAUGAUGAAAUACUAGAGAUAAUUGAAGUUGAAGAACCUUUAGAACCAGUUCCUAUGCAAGACUGUUGUCUUCAAGUAACCGAAGAAGACAUUGCAUUCUGCAUGGGAUUAACUAACUUCGAAGGCGAUGAAGAUGACGAUGACCAUCCACUUAGAAUCUUAAGUCAAGAAAAUUUAACGGUAGCCUCUACUUUCACAGACACCUUAUCUUUGUAUAGUGAAGUUGAACGACAAAUAAGAAAUGAAGCAUAUCUUAGACAAACUAUGGAGUUUUAUGCUCAAACAUUUGGUGAUAACUCGGGUGAUAUGAACCUACAAGGUAGUUUACCUUCCUCUAGAUCGAAAAUCGACGAUCUAAUGGAGUUAACAGAAAUGUAUGGGCCAAGAAAACUAUCAGAUGGAAACAAUAUAGCAUCUUCAAGAAUUUUACCCCAGUUUCAAUCAAUAUCUCUAUGUAAUGUUCGCAAUGCGGACGAUUACCACGGCGACGGGUCAGUGUACAGUGAGCCUGCUUAUAGACCGAGUGACAAAAUAUGUGAUAGUUGCAAACGAACAAUAUCUAGGCCGGGAAGUGUCGUUGACGAUUGUGAAGCAUAUCAUAACUUAGACAUAACGCAUAACGAGUGUUACGGCCCUUUUGAACGUUACAGAGGUAACGACAUAACAGAUGCUCGAAUAGCCUCAUUAAGACAUCCAGAUGGAGCAUCUGAUCCGAAUCUUCGUGAAGAAAAUCGUUUGCCAGGCAACGGUGCUCCAUCUAGUACAUUUCGGGAACUUAAAUCGAAUAUGCACCUGGAAGUGUCUCCGCCCGCAGUCACAGCUGAACCGAGGUCCGAGAAGGGUGACAAAGGAGUCGCCCGAGUUCUAGCGAGUUCUAAACAAGAUGGUUAUGAUAGUGGUCACGAGUCCACACCGAGAACCGGCAAGCACAGUCCCGCUGGAACUUCGAGGAGGGCUGAAUCGGGCUAUGAUUCUGUACCUAGGGACUCCGAUGCGUCAUCAUUAGAUUCCUAUCCAACUCGAAGAGCCGCGGUAGCAAGGGCUCACGCAAAAAAACACACAACGGCUAAAUAUAAACAGCAUAGUGACCGAUCUUUCUGCUCGUGGCUAAGAAAUCCUUUCACAUGCAAAUACGCGGACACAGACCCGGAAAUCAGUGACUUUUGA